Myotis davidii is the source of this 500-nucleotide messenger RNA. Its product is annotated as CREB-binding protein-like. Gene Ontology annotation, molecular function: chromatin DNA binding; histone acetyltransferase activity; transcription coactivator activity. Gene Ontology annotation, biological process: positive regulation of transcription by RNA polymerase II. The record is from RefSeq and is a predicted model, not a curated record. NCBI's taxonomy places the organism in Eukaryota, Metazoa, Chordata, Mammalia, Chiroptera, Vespertilionidae. Bases 33 to 416 code for a protein of 127 amino acids. The transcript has a single exon. Gene Ontology annotation, cellular component: histone acetyltransferase complex; transcription regulator complex.
ACUGCUACAACACCAAGGGCCACACCCACGAGAUGGUGAAGGUGGGGCUGGGCCCCGAUGAAGAGGCCGAGGGUGGCGAUGAGGGCGGCAACCAGGAGGAGCGCCGCUUGAGGAGCUUCCGGGAGUUGCGGCGCCAGGCGAUCCAGCGCUGCAUCCAGUCCCUGAGGCAUGCCCGCCAGUGCGGCAACGCCAACUGCCCGCAGGCGUCCUGCCAUAAGAUGAAGCGUGUCGUGGAGCACACCAAGGGCUGCGAGCGCAAGACCAAUGGAGGUUGUGGCGUGUGCAAGCAGUUCAUCGCCCUUUGCUGCUACCAUGCCAAACAAUGCCACGAAAGCCCAUGCCCCGUUCCCUACUGCCUCAACAUCAAGCAGAAGAUCCGCGAGCAGGAGUUACAGUACCGCCGGCAGCACGCCUAGCUCAUGCACCGGCGGGUGCCACCAUCCACAGCUGCAUGUGCCUCAGCAGCGCCUGCCUUCCCUCCUUCAGCACCACCCGCGCCC